CGAGCUACCCGCUGGGAAGGGUAGUUCCAGGCCGAGCGUGGCGCGCAGGCGCAGAGCGCCGCGGGCCAGUGUUGCUGUUUCGUUGCGGGCGGGCGAGCGGGCAGAGCGGCGGGUGAGUGACGACCGGAGGGACGGGAAAGAACGGGACGGAGAGCGAGUCGGGGACCCUCGUUCGCUGCUUCUCGCACGGACCCAGCAGAAGGGGGAGGGCCACCUUCAGCUGGAGGCGGGGAGGCCCUUCUAGGAAGACCAUGGAGGCCUCGGCCCCCGGGCUGGCGGCCCGAGCCCCGCCUUUCGAAGACAUGAUGUCAUGGCCAGAGAGGAGCGGCGCGGGGAGGGGCUCCGAGGACACCAAGCCCCCCGGGCUGCUGGCGGCUGUCCUCCAGGUCGCCCCCAGCUGCCUCGGGCCCGACGGGCGCUGGGUGUCGCGGGCGCCCGUCAUGGCGGAGCCGCUGACCUUCAGGGACGUGUCGGUGGACUUCACCCCCGAGGAGUGGGCGCAGCUGGACCCGGCGCAGCGGGCGCUCUACCGGGACGUGAUGCUGGAGAACUACGAGAACCUGCUCUUCCUGGGGCUCCCCGUGGCCAAGCCCGACGUCGUGUGCCAGCUCGAGCGGGGCGAGGCGCCUUCGUUCCCGGAGCAGCCGGAGUUCUUCGCCGGCGCCUGCCCAGAUUCCCUCGCUCAGGAGAUUAAGUGCGAAGCCUUGGACCCAAUUCCGCAGCACAUCAUUUGUAUGGAAACAGCUGAUGAGAAACUCCCUAAAGAGGGUUUCUGGGAGGCUAAGAUGGGAGAAGAUUGGGAGUAUGAAAUGAUGUUAGAGAGGCAGAAGGCCUCUGAGAAUCAGUAUAGUCAGCUCGAAACCGUUAAUGUGAAACAUUUUGAGGAGAUGAAUAUCCCUGGGAGUAAUGCAUUUGGGAGAGAUUUUGACCUGGGGUCCAUCUUUGUUCCCCAACAGAGAGUUCCUUCAGGACAAAAUCUUUUUAAAUAUGAUCCUCUGGGCAACAGCUUUGAUCAGUUUUCAGAUCUGAUUUUAUAUAAUGGAAUGUCCUUAGAGAAUAAACAUUGUAAGUACAAUAAGUGGAAGAAGCCCUUCGAUUACCCCCCAGAUCUUUUCCAGUUCCAGGCUGUAAAUCCUGGGAACAAACCCUAUGAAUAUAAUGAAUUUGGGAAAACUUUCAACCCAGGGACACCCCUUAUUUAUCAUCCCAUAAUGAAUACUGGAGAGGAAUCCUUUGAAUACAAUGGAUGUGGAGAAGGCUUCAGUCAAAGACCCUAUUUUAAUGAACGCAAAAGAACACCUGCAGGAGAGAAGCUCUUUCACUGCACUGAAUGUGGGAAGUCCUUCAAUCAUAAGGGCAACUUUACCAAACAUCAAAGAAUUCACACCGGAGAGAAGCCCUUCCAGUGUAAUGAAUGUGGGAAAGCUUUUAGCAGGAGGGGAAACCUGACAGUACAUCAAAAAAUUCACUCUGGAGAGAAACCCUUCAAGUGUAACGAAUGUGGGAAAGCCUUCAUUCGGAGGGGCAGCCUUAUCGAACAUCAGAGAAUUCAUGCCGGAGACAAGCCUUUCCAUUGUCGGCAGUGUGGAAAGACCUUCAGCCAGAGGGGAAGCCUUACCGAACACCAGAGGAGUCAUACUGGAGAAAAACCUUUUAAGUGCACUGAAUGUGAGAAAAGCUUCUGCCAAAGGACGUCCCUUUUUUAUCAUCAGAGGGUUCAUACUGGUGAGAAACCGUUUUCGUGUAAAGAAUGUGGGAAGGUCUUUAGCCGGAGUGGAAGCCUCUCUAAACAUCAGAGGAUUCACACGGGUGAGAAACCUUUUGAGUGUAAUGAAUGUGGAAAAUCCUUUAGCCAGAGGGGAAACCUUGCUAAACAUCAGAGAAUUCAUGGUGGAGGGAAACCUUUUGAAUGCAAUGAAUGUGGAAAAAACUUCACCAACGCUUCUUGUCUGGCUAUACAUCAGAGAACUCAUACAGAAGAAAAACCCUUUAAGUGUAAUGACUGUGGGAAAGCCUUUAGUUGGAGGGUACGCCUUAUUGUGCACCAGAGAAUUCAUACUGGAGAGAAACCCUUUGGUUGUAAUGAAUGCGGGAAAGUCUUCAGUCAGAGGGGCCACUUGAAUGCACAUAAAAGAAUUCAUACUGGAGAGAAACCCUUUGUGUGUAAUGAAUGUGGGAGAGCUUUCAGCCAAAGGAUAUGCCUGACGGAACAUCGAAGAAUUCAUGCUGGAGAGAAGCCCCUAGAAUGUACUGAAUGUGGGAAAAACUUCAGCCAUAGAACAUCUCUUUUUUAUCACCAGAGAAUUCAUACUGGAGAGAAACCCUUUGAGUGCAAUGAAUGUGGGAGAACUUUCAGCCAGAGUGGAAACCUCACUGAACAUCAGAGGAUUCAUGCUGGAGAGAAACUCUUUGAGUGUAAUGAAUGUGGAAAAGCCUUCAGCAACAACUCACGCCUUGCUUUACAUCAGAGAAGCCAUAACGGGGAGAAGUUUUUUCAGUGUAAUCAAUGUGGGAAAGUCUUUGGCCAGAGGGCACACCUCAAUGCACACAGGAGGAUUCAUACUGGAGAGAAACCCUUUGAGUGCAGUGAAUGUGGGAAAGCCUUUAGCUGGAGGGUAAGCCUUACUGUGCAUCAGAAAAUUCAUACUGGAGAGAAACCUUUUGAGUGCAGUGAAUGUGGGAAGGUCUUUAGCCAGAGAGGACACCUUAACACACAUAAGAGAAUUCAUACAGGAGAGAAACCCUUUGAAUGUAAUGAAUGCGGAAAAGCCUUCAGCCAGAGGGGACACCUUACUGAACACCAGAGGAUUCAUGCUGGAGAGAAACCACUUGAAUGUAAUCAGUGUGGUAAAAACUUCAGCCACCGAACAUCCCUCUUUUAUCAUCAGAGAAUUCAUACAGGUGAGAAACUUUUUGGAUGCAAUGAAUGUGGGAAAGUCUUCAGCCAGAGUGGAAGCCUUACAAAACAUCAAAGAAUUCAUACUGGAGAGAAACCCUUUAAAUGUGAUGAAUGUGGGAAGUCCUUCAGCCAGAGAGGAAACCUUACGAAACAUCAGAGAAUUCAUGCUGGAGAGAAACCAUUUGAAUGCACUGAGUGUGGAAGAGCCUUCAGCCAGAAGGUACACCUCACCGAACAUCAGAGAACCCAUGCUGGAGAGAAACCUUUCGAAUGUAACGAAUGUGGGAAAAACUUCAGCCACAGAUCGUCCCUUUUUCAUCAUCAGAGACUUCAUACUGGCGAGAAACCCUUUGGAUGUAACGAAUGUGGGAAACUUUUCAGCCGUUAUGGAAGCCUUCGAAAACAUCAGAAAAUCCACAUUGGAGAAAAACCCUUUGGGUGUGACGAAUUUGGGAAACCGUUCAACCAGAUAAGACCCAUGAAUGAACAAGAGAUAAUUCAUGCUGGUGAGAAGUUAAUAAAUGCAAUGAAUUCAGGAACCCCAGCAGCACUAGCUGACUCCUUAGGAAGCAUCAGAUAAUCAGUGCUUCAUCAGUCUGGGUACUGCCUAUGCUAGUGUGGACAACUGUUGUGACUCAGAAGUAGAGUGAGAGUGUGUGUGUGUGUGUGUGUAUGUGUGUGUGUGUGUGUUAAUAUUUGCUUUGGCCAGUCUGGCUCUGAGCCUCAGCAGACUUAGCUUGUAGCUCUCCACCUUGGUGUAUGACUUGCCAGCCUUCACUCCUUCCAUUACCAAGGCUUGCUUCUAUGCCAUAGUGGAGAGGAUGAUUUGGCGGUGGAAUGAUGAUAAUUGAUUGUCCAUAUCCUUUGACCAUUUAUCUUGGAGGUUCCCUCUAGCUUGUAAAUUUGUCAAUACCCAAUGGAUUCUGGAUGUCAGACAUAUCAAAGAUAACUGAUCUCAGUAUAAAAAAAAUUAAUGACUGGAAAAAGAAAGUACUCAACACUAAUAUGGUUGGAGAGAAUUCACAACCAGGUAUGGGACAGAGAAAACUACAAGAGUGAAAAAUUAGUCAUUUUCAGUUGUUUACAAUUAAAAUAUUUUACAGUAACAAAAUCACUGCAACUGGAAUAAGGUAAGAAGCUUUUGAUUUAGGAGAGAACAUUUGUGUCAAACAAUUCUGAAAAAUAUUCAGAAUGAGGGAUUGACCAAAAAAAAAAUGCCCCGAAUUGUUCAAAAUUCAUUCCCUGUAGAUAAGCGGUCAAAAGAUUUUCAAAAUACAACAAACUCGACAACUGCAGGAAAAUAAUCAGAUUCAUUAAUAAUGAGAAACACAAAUUACAACAACAAGGUAUCACACCUAUCAAGUUGGCAAAGAUGGUUAAAAGAUGACAAGCCAUCCAUACUGGAAGAGUUCUGGGAAGCCAGGCAACCUAAUGCACUGUGGGCAAAGUCAUAGUUUGGGCCAAGUACUCCGGAAAACAGCUUGGAAUCAUAUCGGGAAAGUUGUGGAGCUUUUCAUGAAGCCCUUUUGGUCUAGCUCUUCCACCACCGGUUUUGUUCCCCCAAGAAGACAUUGGAAGAAAAGGCCAGUGGGCACCCGAAUAUUCAUCACAUCUUUUUAUUAUCCUCAUUUUCUUGCUAUUUUUGUAUUUGCAGCACAGUAAUUUUCUACCCUUCCCAAAAGAACACUGUCUUGACAAAAACAAUUCUAUAGAAAGUGGAUGCUAACACCGUAACCUGGGUGACUACAGGGUAUUCUCUCCUGAAGUUCCGUUUCGUUAUUUGGACUUGGGGAAUCUCCAUCUUUUGAAAUAUUUUGUUGGUUCAUUGGCGCGUCACAGCUAUUUGCUAUCCACUCCUUCAACAUUCAAGCCUCCAUCAUAACAGCAAUUCAGGAAAGAGUUCCCAGAGACACCCCGGCUGACCGACCUUUAGACCACAUCUUAGAUCUGCAUUCCUUUGUCGCCACGAAGGGAGGAAGUUUGGUUUCAUUCCGUCUACAUUGCAUUUCUGUUGCUCAGUUGACUCACUUGGAGCGAUCGUUCCGCUUAUGUGGUUGGCACACUGUGUAGUGUUCUCCUGGUGCUGUUUCCUUCACUUGUUUCAUGCCCGCCAUUUUCCAGUGCCCGGAACACUCCAUCAUACUCAUUUUCUACAGUUCGUCGCACCAUUCCCCCAUGAGGGGGCAACUACCCUGCUUCAGGCUUUGCUCGCACAAAGAGCACGGCUGAGUUUGUUUUCAUGUACGGAUCCUUAGUUUCUGGCUUUGGCUUCCUUGGGCUGUGUGCCCGAGCAGUGACAAAGGUGGAGACAGUUUAGCCACUUUGCUCAUAUGGUUCCAAGUGGAAAUCCAGAGUUUGGAGUACUUCACGGUUCACCCCAGGUGCCUCAGGGCCCCCAUCUUCCCCCAGUUGCCACCAUCCAGCAUGUCUUUUAUUAACUUUGCCGGUUUGCGUCUGUAAGGUGAGAGGAGUUAUUUUCAUUUGAAUUCCUCGAACUAUUAGUGACUUAAAAAAUAUUGUUUUAACCUUUUUCAUCUUAGAAUAGAUAUGUGGGUAUCUGUUCUAAGGAAGUAGAGUGGUCAGGGCUAGGCAGUGGGGGUUAAGUGACUUGCCCAGGGUCACACAGCUGGGAAGUGUCCGAGGCCAGACUUGAACCCAGGACCUCCCAAUUCCAGGCCUGGCACUCGAUCCACUAGGCCCCAGUUUAUAGUUUGCAGUUGACUGAGGAACUGGAAAUGCCCAUCAGUUAGGAGAGUAACGGAGCAAAUUGCAGCAUUCAGUUGUCUUCGAAUCCGUAUUCCGAGGAACCAGGAGGCCUGUGUAUGGAGCCAUAGACGAGGCCGGAGCGGAGACUUGGGAGGGAACCGGGUUCCUCCUCCGUGUUCGGAGCUGUUGGCCAACGACUGCAGGGCUCCGUGUGCUGUUCUUUGCUGCCUCUGGUUUGCUGGUUGUUCUUGUUAAACUGCGGGGAAUUUAAGGGUGGGGGGAGGGCUUGGGCUCUGCUGGCGAGGAAUGACUCGGAGGGAAGCGAUUAUGUCCAAGAACAGCCAUAGAAGGCGAUCACGUGGUUCUCGAAUCUGGACCGACCUCGGGCCAUCUUGGUACGCCCACACGAAGACCUUCGGGGAUGCAGGCCGGACAGAUUGGCCGGCAUCUGCUCAUUCCGUUAGCUGCCCUCAGGUGGCAGCAGAGUUGCGGAAGUCAGUGCGGCGGCGGCGGACGUGCGCUGCCACGUCUGAAUUAAAUAGUGCCUCCACUGCGCAAGGCGGAAACCACUGACGUGUGUGUAUAUAUGUAUGUAUGGGGGGGGGGGUAUAUAAACCAUGUACGUGCAUGCGUGUCUAUGCUUCUGUCCGGAGAGCCCCAAGAGGGCCCAGCGCAGAGGAGUCCCCGGCCGGGGCAGCCCUUUCCAUUGGAGCCGGCCAGCAGCCGUGGAGUUCCCGUGCAUGGCCAGCCCUCGCAUGCUGGGCCCAGGAGCACUUGGAAGCCAUCGUGGCCCGCUGGAACCGCCCCCCGACUGCGCCCGCCCCGCCCCCUCGUGGGCUCCUGCUCCUUCCCUCCCGCCCCUCAUGCCCCGACCCCUCCCCCCCUCCUGCUAGCCUGCGUGUUUGUCUGUAACUCAGCUUAGUGACUCCCAUCCCGGAUGCACACGACGACCUACUUAGUGAACUACUGAGCCGGUGAGCCGGUGAAUGGCAGCGUGGCCGCCACGUGGGCCCGAGGCUGCUCGCUGACUUGUCCAAUUAAAGCUCGUUUCACCA
This is a messenger RNA of Monodelphis domestica (gray short-tailed opossum), 6660 nucleotides long. RefSeq lists its product as uncharacterized. The record is from RefSeq and is a predicted model, not a curated record. Gene Ontology annotation, cellular component: nucleoplasm. Gene Ontology annotation, molecular function: DNA-binding transcription repressor activity, RNA polymerase II-specific; RNA polymerase II cis-regulatory region sequence-specific DNA binding. Lineage: Eukaryota; Metazoa; Chordata; Mammalia; Didelphimorphia; Didelphidae. Gene Ontology annotation, biological process: regulation of cytokine production; negative regulation of transcription by RNA polymerase II; regulation of immune system process.